AUGGCAGUUGCACUCCACGGGUGGCACCCCGGUGAGGUCGCCAUACAGCGCCACCUCGGCUUUGCAGAUGCAGUCAGCGAUCGCUGGCCGAUCGUCGCAAAAAGUAUGCCAGAUCAGCAUCGUCUUUUUCACACUUCAAAUUUGAACUUCAUACCUGUCACCGUAAUCGAUAAACAUGGUCGUCCUUGGGCUUCUAUUAUGGCUGGUGCGGGUGGCGAAAUCGGCUUCGUGACGAGCCCAAAUCCCGAAACUUUAUCAAUCAUCGCUCAUUUAUGGAAUGGUGACCCAAUGCUGGAAACUGUAGCCUCAUGGAUGAAAGACUCAGGGCUAUAUGAGACUGACAAUCACCUGAUUGCUGGUUUGGGUAUUGAAUUGUCGACAAGGAGGCGCAACAAAUUUGCCGGGAAAAUCGAGAACAUCCACCCCUUGGAAACUCGGAUUUUCGAUUUGAAAUUAAUAAACUGUCCUAAAUACAUCAACGUUCGCAAACUGGUCCCAUUCGCACACGCACGGCCAAAGAUCGUUUAUCAAGUCGAGCACCUUCAACAAUCCCAGAGACUUCCGCAAUAUCUAAUCGAUUUCAUCUUGAACGCAGAUACCGUCUUCGUAGGGUCUAUCUACAAAUCCCAGAAAUCAACAGCAUUUCAAUUUCCGUCGCACGCAGGAAUGAAUGCCCGGGGUGGUCUACCUGGAUUUCUCAGAGUAAGUCCGUCUGAUGGGCGAACCAUUGUGCUACCGGACUACUCCGGCAAUCGAUUUGUUUCAAGUCUUGGAAAUAUCGAGGCCACGGGUCUUGUUGGAUUCACCAUAGUCUCAUUUACGACAGGAGAUGUGCUCUACCUGACCGGCACGGCCCAGAAUAUCGUUGGCCAAGACGCUCUCAAAAUAAUGAAAAAGCAUGCUGCAAUCACGGUGAUGCAGGUUUCUGGAUUCACCUUCGUGAAGGAUGCCCUGCCUCUUCGCCAAGAAGCUGGAACCUCAGUCGAGCGAAGUCCUUACAGUCCAAAGGUCAAGUACCUUGUUGAAGAGUCCGUAGCGGAAUCAGGCGAUAGUUUAGAUUACAAGGCUGUAUUGGAAAGUGCGGUACAGCUCUCUGACGAUUUGGCUGUUUUCAAAUUUAAUGUUCCUCCGCACAAGGGAUCAAAAAAGCUUGAAAUACGACCAGGACAAGCCAUCGCCCUAGACUUUAUGGAUUGGAUUGGACCACCACAAUACCAACACAUGUCAAACGCCAAGCCAAGUCUCAUCAAUGAUGACAGAAUCCGUACCUGGACAGUCUCAAGUGCCCACGAGGACGGCGAAGCAUCUUGGUUUGAAUUGACGAUGCGCGAACUCAAAGGAGGCGCGGUAACAGGCGCUCUAUUUGAUAUUUUGAGAAAAGCAAAUAAGCAAUAUGGCUCAACAAUCACUCCAAGAAAAGCCGUUGCCGCCGAAGUUGUGGGCAUCACUGGUGAUUUCUAUAUUGGGCAAGAUAAUAUCAAUGCACUCUGGGUAGCUGGAGGAAUCGGUGUCACACCUUUUCUGUCAAUGUUGAGCGCACUUUCGACGCGAAAUCGGCCGGGAAGAUAUGAUAUAACAAUGGCCUUGGCAACAAAAGAGCCAAUUCUCAUGGUGAAUCUACUGAGACCCCUCCUUGCGAGUCUACCAUCAGAUAUUCGAAUCGGGAUUGAUAUAUUCACGCAUGAAAAUGACCUCCAGUUGGAUAUAACUCAGGGAAAGAACCAGAAGAUUUCUCUUCAUCACGGCCGGAUCCCCGCUGAGUACUGGGUUCAGGCCGCUGGAAAUAGAGAUAUACUUAUCUGUGGCCCAGGCGGGUUCGGGGACUCGGCGACGGAAGGAUUGCAGGCCGCUGGCGUACCUUUGGAGAAAAUACAACGGGAAGGGUUCUACUAG
Molecule: messenger RNA, 1893 nt
Organism: Penicillium manginii
Lineage: Eukaryota; Fungi; Ascomycota; Eurotiomycetes; Eurotiales; Aspergillaceae
Product: putative oxidoreductase, FAD-binding
Exons: 2
Coding region: 1-1893 (630 amino acids)
Molecular function (GO): oxidoreductase activity
Source: RefSeq, a predicted model, not a curated record